AACAUAUUUUUACUUCCCCACAGAGACCAAGCAGAACAAGACGAAGCUCUUCACACUGACAAGUAUCUCACAGCCUGCAGUCAUCUGCCUCAGGAUAUAACAGCUCAAUCUCUCGACAGAUCACAGAACACACAGGACGCUCCCUUCCUGACUCCACUGUCGGGAACUUGGACUUACGAAACAUGUCUAGAUAUCUGCUCAGCACUGCGCCCUCAUAUGACAGUAUCGGCAAUCAAAGCUCUAUGAUCUGCAACAACAGCCAUGUGCGAGCCUUCAGCCAAGUCGUCCUCCCAACUCUCUACAGCCUGGUCUGCAUUGUGGGCAUCCUUGGCAAUGGCCUAGUCAUGUGUGUCCUUACCAAAUACCUCCAGAAAUCGAACAUGAUGGACGUCUGCCUCUUCAACCUGGCUGUGUCCGACAUGCUGUUCCUCAUAACCCUGCCGUUCUGGGCCCACUACAGCGCUGUUCAAGAAUGGAUCUUCGGGGAUUUCCUGUGCCGCACUGUGACAGCAUUACACAACCUGGGCUUCUACAGCAGCAUCUUCUUUAUGCUUCUUAUGACGGUGGACCGUUAUGUUGUCACUGUCCACGCCCUCUCCUCCAUUUUUUUCAAGCGAAGUUCAUGCCGAGUGGGUGCGGCUCUCGUCUUGUUGGUAUGGGUUCUCAGUGUGGGAGCCUCUAUUCCAGAAAUUGUGUUCUCUGAAGAGCGCAACGAGACUACCGGAUUUAAGUGUGAGUUUGACAGUCGGUCGCCAGUUGGUCGACAGUGGAAGUUGGUAGGCUACGUUCAGCUGAACGUCCUUGGUUUGCUCCUCCCGAUCGUCGUCAUGGGGUUUUGCUACUCUAAGAUCAUCCCCACCUUGGUGGCAAUGAAGUCUAAGCAGAGGUUCAAAGCAAUCAAGCUCAUGUUGGUCAUGAUCUUUAUUUUCUUUCUCUGCUGGACGCCCUACCACUUGGUUGCCUUCCUGAAGUUCCUUUCGCACUUGAAUUAUUUAAAUAACUGCACAUGGCAGGCUGGCCUGAACUUGGCCAUGCCUUGGGUCGAAACCAUCGCCUACAGCCACUGCUGCCUCAACCCCUUCAUAUACUUCAUCAUGGGGCAGAGGUUCAGGACAUUAAUUGUUAAGGUUUUGAAAGAAUGGUUUCCGAUGUGCUUCAGCCGGUGCAACUUGAUCACCACUCAACUGACGUUGAAGAGGAACAUGCGUCACUCAGUAAUUUAUAGCACAACAGUUGUGUAGUCACAGCAGGCCCAUGCUAAUAUGGAUUAGUCAUGUUCAGCAAAGCCUAGCGGAUAACCUAGACACCACAGACAUGUUUCAGAUUUUGCAGAAUAUUGGCAGCUUCACCAUAAAGACCAGAGAGAGGAAAUUCUGGUUUCACAAACUAAUGCUAUGUAUGCUAUCAGACUGUGGUUCUGUUUAAAGUUCGAACAGCUGUUUAAGUGUGCUAUUGGUGAAACACCUUGACAGCUAAUGGUAAAAUAUACAGUGGCUUUGGGCACUGGUCCUAAGACCCAACCCCUGCUGAGACUAUACUGUAAAAAAAAAAAAAAAAAAAAAAAAAAAAAGGUUUACAGGCUUUUCCCAGUAAAUUUCCCAGUGUUUUCCUAAGAAUUAAGAACACUUUCUGUAAUUUUACAAUACAAAAUACAUACUGUUAUGUGGAAAUAUUACUAACAAAUACAGUUUUUUAUUCACUUAUGUUUUUAUUUGCAGUGCAUGCACAGGUUAUGUUGUUAAGAUAAAUUACUUGGAAUAUCUUUUUUAUUUUUUAUUUAUAUUUAUAUUUUAUUUUUUUGCAAGGCAGUAACAUAUAUAUAUAUAUAUA
Molecule: messenger RNA, 1830 nt
Organism: Astyanax mexicanus (Mexican tetra)
Lineage: Eukaryota; Metazoa; Chordata; Actinopteri; Characiformes; Acestrorhamphidae
Product: C-C chemokine receptor type 4
Exons: 2
Coding region: 183-1241 (352 amino acids)
Biological process (GO): chemotaxis; G protein-coupled receptor signaling pathway; immune response
Cellular component (GO): membrane
Molecular function (GO): chemokine receptor activity
Source: RefSeq, a predicted model, not a curated record